Molecule: messenger RNA, 2038 nt
Organism: Cloeon dipterum
Lineage: Eukaryota; Metazoa; Arthropoda; Insecta; Ephemeroptera; Baetidae
Product: poly(ADP-ribose) glycohydrolase-like
Exons: 9
Coding region: 493-1881 (462 amino acids)
Biological process (GO): ATP generation from poly-ADP-D-ribose; regulation of DNA repair; carbohydrate metabolic process
Cellular component (GO): nucleus; cytoplasm
Molecular function (GO): poly(ADP-ribose) glycohydrolase activity
Source: RefSeq, a predicted model, not a curated record
UAUAAUAUACUACAUAUAAAAAAGAACCAAUUUCAAAACCAUUCAUGCUAUCAAGUUUUGAUAAAGCUUCAUAUUCCGUUGUCAGUAACACUCACACAUAACUCUUUUGUUUUACAACUUUGUAUUUAUUAAUUUACUUUUGAUUUAACAUAAACAAAUCAUCAUAUUUUAUUGUUCGAUUUCUAAAUGAAAUAUUGAUUACUUGAAAAUAUCAUAUUUUACAGUAAAAAGGUGUUUGUAGUUUCCCUAAAGACAAUUUAUGAAAUUAAAUGCUAUAUAAAGUUAUUUUGUUGAAAUAUUAUGAUGAGAACCACCUUUUGAUACUGCCAUGUAGCAAUAAUCAAACUUACUUUUUCUAUGCACGGAAAACAAAAUCAAUCCAAAAGUGUUAUUAACGAAUUUAUUUGGUGAAUUUUUGUUGCACGAUAUUUUGCAAUCUAAAUAUUUGCCUACCAUACAUAUGUCUUCGUGAGGUUCGUCUUAUUAAUACGCAUGCUAUUAGACUUUUUGAAGAUUGAGACUUUUGUCGGUUAUAUAUACGUGCCCCUCUUUGACUUUAUCGCAAAAGUGUUUAGCCUGCCAAACGAAUUCUCGUUAACAAAACUGAAAGAACCCCAAGACAAAAUGAGUUCCCAACUAUAUGGCAGCCCAAGGAUGAAUUCUGGGCCGGGGUCUGUUCAAGAACAAAUUCGGAGUGCAGGAAAACGCAUCACCAGCAGUCACAAAGAAUUUCUCGGGUCGGAUGCCAAAUUUCCCAUGAAUAGCCUCCGUAGAGUGAUUGAUACUAAGUCCUCCACAGAAAGGGAACGAUUUAUACACAGUACGUUUCCCAAAAUCUGCAAUCUGGCCCAAGACAUUGGCAGCGUUAAUCAGCUCAUCAGUGAACUGGUGGUUGGAAGUAGUGUGGCGAUCAGACGAAUCGAUAUUGCUCGAAUUUUGGCCAAUGCUUUUUUAUGCACUUUUGAAGACGGGUCGAACAUCAACUUUUCCUACCUCUACAACUCUGCUACAGCUCGCAAUCCGGGAGUCCAGAAGGAAAAACUUCUGUGUUUGAUUCACUACUUUGAAUCUGUCCUCGAUGAAAAGUUUGUUCAAGACAAUGAAAGAGUUUUUUUCAAAAAAGAGAGCAUCGAGAACUUCAACAUUGAUGGAUUUUAUAACAAAAAACUCCGCUCCUUGCAGUUAGAAAGAGGGAGCAUUUUCGACGCUCACAAUACGUUUGCACAAGUCAUAUUUUCUAACAAGUAUUUGGGCGGAGGAGUUCUUGGCAAUGGCUGUUUGCAAGAGGAAAUCUGCUUUUUGACGUGCCCUGAGCUGCUGGUGCUCAAACUCUUGUGCCCCAACCCGCUGAAAGAAAAUGAAGUCGUUAUUGUGAAAGAUGCACUUCAGUUCGUUAAAACCUCAGGAUACGCAGAGAAUAUGAAAUUUGAAAAAGCCGUGAAGAAUGCAAUUGGACCAAUCAUACUGAUGGACGCAAUCGACUUUUCAAAAGAUCCAAUUGCUCAGUGGGAGGAGAGAUACGUUUCGAGGGAAUUGAAAAAGGCAUUCCUCGGCUUCAGUAGAGCUGGCUCAGAGAAGCUAGCGUCUGGAUUUUGGGGCUGCGGAGCGUUUAAGGGUGAUCCUUGGUUAAAACUCGCAAUUCAAUGGAUCGCCGCGUCUGCGGCUAGCAAGGACUUGGUCAUUCAUCAUAUUGGGGAUAGAGUUGACGCCCAGCGAAUUAUCAGCGACCUGGAAAAAUUGAAGGGGAAAGAAAUAAAACAAUUGAUCGACCUUAUUCGAGGUGGGCGCUAUUCAACGCAGACUCGAAGUCUGGCAACACCAAUUGCUACGCAAUCAAAAAUUCACCAGUCAAAUCGCGCUCAAUAUAGUAACUAUUACUGAAACGUUACUGCGGUACAUUGUUUUUAUUUAUAAUAUGUCAACUAAAACAAAAUAUAUGUUUAAAGGAUCACGAUUGAGCCAUAAUGCUGGUAUCACAUUAAUAGAGACUUUUUGUUCUAAAAUUUUUAAGUUCAAUAAAAAUACUUUAAUCCUUGUA